This is a messenger RNA of Paramecium primaurelia, 895 nucleotides long. The record is from the annotation of a GenBank genome assembly. NCBI's taxonomy places the organism in Eukaryota, Ciliophora, Oligohymenophorea, Peniculida, Parameciidae.
AUGGGUAAUUAAGAAGGAAUGUGUUGUUUAUCUAGAGACAAAGAAUAUCAUGUAUUAAACAAUGAAUUAGUUAUAUUUCGAGAAUAUUUGAAUGUGAAAAUAACUGUAAAAUUAGGAGAUAUAUCAAAAGAAUCAGGAGAGAGUGUAAGUAAUUAAUUUAUCAUAUAUUUAAGUUUGUUUAUAUACAAAUCCUGAGAAAAUACCAUUACAAUCAUCUCAUUCAUAAUAAGUUUAUGAUAAUUUAUGUAAAAGUAAGUAGAUUAUAGUACGUUUUUAGUUGGUUUUGAAAAUAUGUACACUUAAAAUUUAGAAAUGAGCAAUUACAAAUGUAUUACUUAUUAUAGAGUGAGAGCAUUUGAGGUAUAGAAUAAUAUUAUUAUAUAAGUCAGAAAAAGAUUUAUUUUAAUAUUAUAAUGGAUAUAAAGAGUGGUAUUAUAAUAUUAGUAUUAAUAGUUUGACAUAAUUAAAUGAUGAUCAAUAUAAAGACAUAUUAAUAUGUGAUUGUCCUAUUAAAUAAAGUAGAUCAUUUAGUUCUGAAGUACUAGUAAGAUCAGUUAUUGAGUAAGUUAUUAUGAGAUUAUUAUAGUUUCAUUGAGGAAUCUAAUAAUCGAUUACAUAUAAAGUGUAUAACAAUAAUGAAUUGUGAUAAAAAGAGUGUAAUAUAUGAUAAUUUAAUAAAGAGUCUCGUUUCCUUAAAUAUGAACUAAUCAAAUAAAUUGAAGAGUCUAAACAACCUGCAUUGAGGAAAGAUAGACAAAAUAAGUUUAUGAAGUUUAUAACAUCAACUAAGAGUGUAACUUCAGAAAUGGGAAGAUAAAAUAAAUGUGAUUUUAGUUUAAAAGAUUUUGAUUUAGGAGAUGAAUCUAAAUUAAUGAAUUUAAAAGAAGAAUAAUGA